AUGCGACUAAAAGUGCUUGGUCCUUUGAUUAAUGCUUUCGGUCCCACAUGUCCAUCUGAGCUUCAACUUCCUCUAAAUACAACUGUUGCUGACGCUUGCACUCCUAUUGGUUGGAAUUUCAGAGGUGCUCGUUCUCAGGCAGCAGAAGAACUACAGAUUGCUCUAACUACUUUUCAUCUCCCUGCAACCUCGCAUGUGAAAGACAAGUAUGUUUGGGUCGUUAAUGACCAUGAGAGUACUUCCUUCUCUAUUGCCAGGACAUGGGAUGAAAUCAGAAAUAGAGCAAGAAAACAGGAGUGGACGUCUAACAUUUGGUUUAAAGGGUCUGUCCCGAGACACUCUUUUAACUUUUGGAUUGCUCACCUUGAUAGACUACCAACAAGGCAAAGGCUUGCUAGUUGGGGUAUCUUGAUCUAUGAUUCUUGCUGCCUAUGCGACAUGGUCCAGGAGUCUAGAGAUCACUUGCUUCUUCGCUGUGAGAUCAGUGAAAGCAUCUGGAAAAUAGCCCUUCAAAGGCUAGGUUACAGGUCCUUUCUUUUCCAUACUUGGACUUCUUUUAUGCAUUGGCUUUCCCACAGAGAUUCAUCUUGCCCACUCCUGCUUAAAAGGCUUGUGGGACAAGCUGUUGUGUAUGCGUUGUGGACAGAACGCAACCGAAAAAAAUAA
Molecule: messenger RNA, 666 nt
Organism: Brassica oleracea var. oleracea
Lineage: Eukaryota; Viridiplantae; Streptophyta; Magnoliopsida; Brassicales; Brassicaceae
Exons: 1
Coding region: 1-666 (221 amino acids)
Source: RefSeq, a predicted model, not a curated record